This is a messenger RNA of Alternaria metachromatica, 1221 nucleotides long. RefSeq lists its product as uncharacterized. The transcript is spliced from 2 exons. The record is from RefSeq and is a predicted model, not a curated record. Bases 1 to 1221 code for a protein of 406 amino acids. Lineage: Eukaryota; Fungi; Ascomycota; Dothideomycetes; Pleosporales; Pleosporaceae.
AUGAGUCCCAUUCCUAGCAUCGAGCGCAAAUGGAGAGAGGGUGAGGUCGUACCCAAGCCCAGCAACCCGGAGGAACUCAUCCUGGAAGCAUGGGCGCAAGGUUAUCUCGUGGGUUCGCUCAUCAUCAUGGCGUUCAUCACGUUGGCAAACAUGAGGCGCGGCGUCCUGUUGCACAAGCUCAUCCUUGGUAUCUGGCAAGGAUUCUGGUUAUUUUUUCCCAGCCCAGUCCACGCCUGGUGGCUCUCCGUCGCCGCCAUCUUCCUGAACGCCUCCUGGUCUCUGCACAAUGUCAUUGCAUGGAUGAAGAUCAAGCCGUUCCUCUCAAAACCUGUCAGCUAUAUCUUCAUCGGUACCGUAGUGCUUGUUCAACCGUACUGGGUCGUGGAGAUAUACGCCAACUUCGCCUACUUUCAUGGCGUCAACAAGAUAUUCCUGAAAACACGACCAUAUGAGGCGCUAUGCCGCGAUCCCUGGUGGAUCCUCACCACCAUCUACCUUUUCUGGGUCAUCAAGACGCAAUACGAACUGAGCCUCAAGGAGAUCGUACGCAUCUCGCCGCGUUUUGGUAUCAUGUUGUUGUCCAUGUUACUCAGCAUCGUCUUCAUCGUCCUGGACAUUUCUACAGUCACCGAGGCUAUCAAACUCCCAGGAGCCACGGGUAUCAACCCCUUCUGGAAGUUCGCAUUCGUAUUCAAGUGCCUGACGGAUUCCGUCGUUCUCGACGAUUUCAAGGUGGCGCUCGACCGCCUGCGAGCUUUCCGGAUCAGUCGACUAGGCAGCUUCUCGGGUGACCCGAGCGACAGCCGGAGUCGUAACGACAACAACCUCGUCGCCACAUGGGAAGAGAUGGAGAGGGAAGCAAACGCGCUCCAGAAUGUGCGCAGCCCAGACGGCGACUACAUCCAUCCCAGCAACUUCCCACUGAAGCCAAAACGUGCGCGAAGACCUCAAAAAGACUCUGUCAUGUUCCCCAACCAGCCGGAUUACCGAGACUCAAACGCUGGGCUGGAUCCAGAAGAUAUCGUGCCCAGCAUGUUGGGCGAUGGCCCUACAGGAGCAGAUGCACAACCCGUGCAGAAGAAACAACAUCAGUUCAUCGACGACAUGGUCAACAGUAACAGCAGAGACAUGGCUGCGGAGAAGGACUAUGCCGAGGCGAUGAGAGACAUGCAGCGAGAUAGUGUCUCAACACCCCGACGAACGAGCGAGUCUCCCCGUUGA